AUGAUGUUCUCCGCAAAAUUCCUCCUAUUCAUCUUGAUACUUUCCUGUUGGACACAAUAUCCACGCCACGUGACUGCCAUAAGCACAUCAUCAAAGAAAGGAAGUAAUAAUAGUAGGAACAGGCAAUUUCACAGCGUAGAUGGAAGUUUUAGCACAUUAUUAACACGUCAAACUGAUGUACCAACAUCGGAAGAGGGGGAUGAUUUUGUUUCUAGUCUAAGUUCAAGUUCGCUUGAAGAUGUCACAUUAAGAGAAGGAAUGAAAAAAUUAAAAUCCACCAACAGCAGCAACAAUAAUAAUCUGUCAGGAGGGACACGACGCGGGAGGAGGAAUGGAAUAACAAAAAAUAAAGGAAUAGGAACGAAAUUAAAGGAGUGUUGUAAAAAAUUGACACAUUAUAAGGCGAACAAUAAAUAUAAAGUGCUGCUAACCCUCGUAUUAGCAACUUCAGUUGCUUAUCCAUUAGUUGUAUCUUAUGUAUACCCAAUUGGCAUUUUUUUCAUUAUGGGUAAUGGUAGUCAGUAUGACUUAGGUCAAAUUAUGCUACUCGUGGGCAUCCUCACCAUUUCUGCAAUCUUAGGGUUCAUUUAUUUUGGCAUACUAAUCUGGUUCUAUCGUUCAAAAGCAUGGAUUCGUUGUAUUGAAAAAAACAUCAACCUACAAAACUGCACUAAAUAG
This is a messenger RNA of Plasmodium coatneyi, 678 nucleotides long. RefSeq lists its product as uncharacterized. Bases 1 to 678 code for a protein of 225 amino acids. Lineage: Eukaryota; Apicomplexa; Aconoidasida; Haemosporida; Plasmodiidae. The transcript has 2 exons. The record is from RefSeq and is a predicted model, not a curated record.